Aspergillus homomorphus CBS 101889 is the source of this 2109-nucleotide messenger RNA. RefSeq names its product putative forkhead transcription factor Fkh1/2. Bases 1 to 2109 code for a protein of 702 amino acids. Gene Ontology annotation, biological process: regulation of transcription by RNA polymerase II. Lineage: Eukaryota; Fungi; Ascomycota; Eurotiomycetes; Eurotiales; Aspergillaceae. The record is from RefSeq and is a predicted model, not a curated record. Gene Ontology annotation, molecular function: protein binding; RNA polymerase II cis-regulatory region sequence-specific DNA binding; DNA-binding transcription factor activity, RNA polymerase II-specific. The transcript has 4 exons.
AUGCCUUUAUCGAAUCGCCGCCGCGCGCGGCGCAAGGAAAUUCAGUUGCAGGAAACAUCUGACGCGGAGGCUCCGGACUCGUCGCCAACGCGGCCGUCAAAUAAGAAGCGCAAGGUCGAUCAUCCUCGAGUCUCCCCCCAGACGCGCCCAAUAAAGCCCGAAUCCGCCGACGAAGCCGACGAUGACCACGAGCUGGCGGAGAAUCAGGACCUCGUGGAGAUGGUGAUCUCAUAUUUAGAUGCCGCCCGCGAAGAGGUCCGAGUCCUCCGCGACUACUCCAACACAAAGACGGAGGCUGAGCAGAGCAUUCGCGCCUACGCCAAAAUUGCCGGUCGCAAUUGGACCUACUAUGUGAAAACCCUCCAUGUCAACAUCGGUCGCGAACCCGACCGUGAACAGAAGCUAGAUGAGCAGUCGAGUCCCGUCACGAUCGCCGCGCGCGCCCUGCCUGAGGUGAAUGUCGAUCUGGGUCCCAGCAAAUUUGUCUCGCGCCUGCAUGCGGAGAUCUUCUACGAUGGUGAGGACACGGGCUCGUGGCACAUCCGCGUCAACGGUCGCAAUGGGGUGCGCCUCAACAGCGUCAUCCUCAAGCGCGGAACCGACGCCGUGCUCUCUUGCGGCGACAUUAUCGAGAUUGCCAACACCCAGAUGAUGUUCGUCACCCCGGGUGACAAGGCGACCAUUCACCCCAGCUUUGUGGAGCGGGCACAGCGACUGGCAAACGGCGAGGAAGAUCCCGCUGCCUGGGAAGCCAGUCAACACGCCCAUCCCCAUACCUCUCACUCCUCGGCCACCACCGCUGGCAGUGCCGCACCCGCCCCGCCAUCGCUGGCUCCCGCACCGCAGUUCCUCAAGCGACAAGUGACUCCCCCGCCACGGUCGCCCGACACGGUGGGGGCUCGUACCGCCAAGCAGUCGCCUCUAUAUAACCGGGGCAUGAUGAUGGAGAGCACGGAGGAGAUUGACUACAGUAAGGAUGCGGCCAAGGACCUCAAGCCACCGUACAGCUACGCGAAUUUGAUCGCACAGGCCAUCUUCUCGAGUGAGGAGGAGAAGCUCACCCUCAACAAUAUUUAUAACUGGAUCAUGGAUAAGUACGCCUUUUAUCGACAUUCCCAGAGCGGCUGGCAGAACUCGAUUCGCCACAAUCUCUCGCUGAACAAAGCCUUUCAAAAGGUGCCGCGGCGGACAGACGAGCCGGGUAAGGGAAUGAAGUGGCAGAUUGCGCCCGAGCACCGCGAAGAGUAUUGGAAGAAGCAGCUGCGUAAGGGUACGCAAUCGUCGGCUCCAUCGUCUCCUGCGACCAAAGUCCCCGACCGGAGGGGCUCCACGAACGGCAUGGAAGCGGUCUUCAGCAGCAAGAAGUCCCCACCCGUGUCCUCCCCGGGGUUCAGCUCGUUCCCCGUGGCACCAGUAGAGGCAUACACACCCGAGCGCGGAUCUCGCGCCAGCCGCAAUGGAGCAGCAGAACAUAAUCUACGUCCACCGAAUACCCGCGACUACGAGGAGCCGUCGCCGCUUCCGACCCGAUCAGCGAUCAAGAAUGCGGGUAGCAAUGGGACCAGUCUCAGUCGGACGUAUGGUCUGUCGGACACGGCCGUGGGGUCACCUCCGGUUUUGUCCUCAUCAUACUACGAUGACGGACCAUCGUCCAUGAUUACCCCGGCCCCACAGCGGCAACAACCGCGCCUGCCCCCUCCGAGCACGGCGCAGAUUCCGUCCAAGUUCAUGCCAAUGAGCUCGCCGGCGCAAUUCUGGAAGUUUGCGGAUAUCGGCAGCACACCGGCGCGACCCGUGCCUGAUAUGAGUCCGCUCAAGGGAGAUCCCGGGGACGUGCUAGGCAGUAUUCCGAGCAGCAGUCCGCCACCGCCCAACUUGGCAAGCCCCAGCAAACCCGGAACGGCGGGGGGCAUGGCCACUGGUCGUGCGUUGCCGCCACCGCGUCGGGAGCCCGAGCCAGAGGGUGGCCGUCGGCCAGGCGGCGCUGCCCCGGAUGCGGAAGAGGAGGAUGACGAGAGCGGAUUCGAUUUGGCGAGAGGCUUUCAAACGAUCGGAUCGUAUCACCGCCAGCUAAGCAAUGCAGCGCGUACGAGUGCGGCGACGUCGUGA